GAUGACUUGACUCAGUCCAAGACUUAUGUAGCUUCAAGGCCUCCCGUGAAGGGGAAGCAGAAGCAGAAGAGCCUGUUUCAAGGACGUGCUAAAGUUUCUUCUUCUAGAGGAGAUUUUGGGUUGUAUACAUCAAACCUGGGAAAAUUUUAUAUUGAAACCUUCGCAUAGACUUCAUGAUAGAAUGCCAAAUUGAAGUGGGCAGAAGCAGUGCAUUGCCUUUGGGACUUUGCUAGUAGUUAAGAGGGUAGUAUGAUUAUGCAACCAUAAUUCCACGAAUAUAAAUGAUGAGAACCCACAUCAAGAAAAAAUGGAGAAGGGUAGACUGGUUUAAAGGCAUUGUUGGAAACUGUUGCCAUGGAAAUGUGGUCAACAGCGAAAAACUUAAGGGUAUUAGUGCAAAAUCUUUUGCCUGUACUGGUUUAGAGAUUUCCAUUUAUGGGCUGUAUGAGCAUGUGCUUGUUUAAAUGUUUAAGCCUACUAAAAAGUUAUGUUAAGAUCAUCCAUUGUCAACACAGCAGUGAUGGCACUUGGCCACAACGAAAUUGAAGUCAUCAGUUCUGUUCUUGAUGGGUCAUAAGAAAGAAGAACUGUGUAAAGGAAAGAAGUUAACUCGAUGGUUCACGUCAUAUUUUUCCAAGGAUAUUAACCAAGUUAUCAGUGAUGUUUCUGCGAAUAUUGAGGAGAGUAGCUUGGAAGCUAGGACACUUGACAAAAAGGAACAAGCAGGAAGCAAAAUUUUCAAUGAUGAGAAUUAUCUAAAUGGAAAGCAAUCUUCUUUGGAGAGUUUAAGCCGGAGUAAAAUGCCAAAGGGCUUAAAAAGUUUUUCCCAUGAGUUAGGACCAAGGGGCAGCAUUCCACCUGCCUUCCCUCGGGCUCAUAGCUACAGUGAUUUGAAGGAGCUGUUGGGUUCUUUGCAUUCAAGAUUUGAUGCUGCUAAAGAAUUGGUGAAUGCAGAACUGGCUAGUUUUGCAGGCGAUGUCAUGGAUGUCCUUGAGAAAAUUGACUCUUCAUUGCAAGAAGACUUGAAAAUGGGAGAGGAUCUUCUGAUUCUGGCACAGCUGUGCAUGGAGAUGAACUGCUCUCAGUUUCGCAUCAAGUGUCAAAUAAUCGUUCAAGAUCUGACUGAGAAAAGACAACAGUGUCAAACUGGACUACUGAAGUGGCUAUUUACUCGCAUGCUUUUUAUAUUGACACGCUGCACUAGACUAUUGCAGUUUCAGAAGGACACCAAACCUAUUGAUGAGAAAUCACUUUGUAAGCUCACAAAAUGUCUAGAAAGUGUUCCUUCUGUUGAAAUGAGUUGGGUUGCCAAACAUGGGAUUGGUGAUUCUGAUAUUGGUUAUGCUUUAAAUCAGAAAGGUGACAUCAAACAAAAGUUGCAGGGAGAAAAUAAUUUAUCUUCUCUUCCUGAGGCAGUGUGCUGUGGUUCUCAAGAGCUGGAUGAUCUGAGUGGCGUAACUUCCAUAAAGGAUUCUCUGGAACAAAAGUUGCCAUCUCAAAAUUCCAACAAAGAGCCCCUUUUACAACUGCAACAGUUUUGUCAUGCUGAUAAAAGCUCCAUUAGAAAUUCAAUAAACAAUUCUAGUUGUUCACUUCAUGAUCAGAGGCAAUGCUUAAAUGAUUCUCUUCAUGAACAGGAGCGAGUUUUAGAUGUAUCUGAUUCAGUGAUCUGUAGAAUAUGUGAAGAAAUUGUGCCUAUUUCUCAUCUAGAAUCUCAUUCUUAUAUAUGUGCAUAUGCAGAUAAGUGCGACUUAAAUUGUCUAGAUGUAGAUGAACGCCUUUUGAACCUUGCAGAGAUAUUGGAACAGAUUGUAGAGUCACGUAAUAUUGAUGUUCAUCCAUCAUAUAGCCCUGAAAAUUCAAGAACACAAACUGUAAAUUCUGUCACUGCUGAAGUUUGCUCUCCCAAGAUAAGUGAAUGGCGAAAUAAAGGUGUUGAAGGAAUGUUUGAAGAUAUACAUGAGAUGGAUACUGCAUUUAUAGAUGAUUCUCAUCUAUCCCCUGCUAACUUAAAAGGCCACUUCAGUAUAAAGUUAUGUAAUAAUGGUGCAACCUCCUCAACUGGAAGCAUGACAUCAGUUUCCUCCACUAAUACCCCAAAAGCUGGCCAUUUUGUUUCCUUCUGGUUAGAACAUAACAAUCCUUCAGAGUUAGAGGACAUCCAACAGAUGAUUGACCUUGCAGACAUAGCCCGCUGUGUGGCAAGCACAAAUCUCUCAAAGGAAGGGUCAUAUGAGUUUUUGCUUGCUUGUAUGCAAGAUCUACAGGAUGUUUUACAUAAUAGCAAGCUCAAAGCUCUUGUAAUAGACACUUUUGGGGGUCGGAUAGAGAAACUUCUGCGGGAAAAGUAUAUACUUGCUUGUGACAUAAUGGAUACUAAAAGUCCUGCAAGUGACGCGAAACUUAAGGAAAAUUCUAGACUUUUAUUCGAUAAUGCAUCUCAAAGUAGUGCAACGUCAACUCCUGUACACUCAUCACAUAAAGAAAGGACAAGCAUUGAUGAUUUUGAAAUCAUCAAACCAAUAAGUAGAGGUGCCUUUGGGAAAGUCUUUCUGGCACGCAAACGGAUAACAGGAGAUUUAUUUGCAAUUAAGGUUCUCAAGAAACUGGACAUGUUGUGCAAGAAUGAUGUUCAGCGCAUAUUAGCAGAACGUAACAUACUAAUAACAGUUCGAAACCCAUUUGUGGUUCGAUUUUUUUAUUCCUUCACCUGUAGCGAUAACCUCUAUUUGGUUAUGGAAUAUCUCAAUGGAGGUGAUCUAUAUUCUUUGCUGAGAAAAGUCAGUUGCCUUGAGGAAGAUGUAGCCCGUAUAUAUAUUGCAGAACUGGUUCUUGCUUUAGAGUAUCUCCACUCUCUUGGAAUUGUGCAUCGUGAUCUGAAACCAGACAACAUACUGAUUGCGCAUGAUGGGCACAUCAAGCUUACAGACUUUGGGCUGUCAAAAAUUGGCCUUAUAAACAGCACCAUUGAAUUGUCAGGACCUGAGAUGGAUAGAAAUAAAGUUUCAGGUGCUCAUAGCCCACACACUCAACAAGCAGAAGACAGAAGUCGGCACUCAGCUGUUGGAACACCUGACUAUCUUGCACCUGAAAUUCUUCUUGGGACUGAGCAUGGUUAUGCUGCAGACUGGUGGUCUGCGGGAAUAAUUUUAUUUGAACUUUUAACUGGAAUACCACCCUUCACUGCUGAGAGUCCUGAGAUAAUUUUUUACAACAUUCUUAAUAGAAAAAUCCCUUGGCCUCCUGUUCCAGACAGCAUGUCUUACGAGGCCCAAGACUUCAUUAACAGGUUAAUUACUCAUGAUCCAAAUCAACGCUUAGGAGCGAAUGGAUCAACAGAGGUUAAAUCACAUCCUUUUUUCAGAGGAGUGGAUUGGGACAACCUUGCAUUGCAAAAGGCCGUCUUUGUACCUAGCCCUGACAGUGCAGAUGACACGAGCUAUUUUGUGUCACGAUUUUCUCAAAUAUCUAGCGGAAUGCCAAAUGAUCAAAAUAGUAGCUGUUCUGAUACUGAAGAUUAUGGCUUAUCCUCAAAUACUGGAGACGAGAUGGAUGAGUGUGGUGACCUGGCAGAGUUUGAUUCUUCUCCACUCGCCUUAAUAAAUUUUUCUUUCAAGAAUCUGUCACAGUUGGCAUCUAUUAAUCACGACGUGCUCUUACAAACCGGGAGGGAUUCAGGAAAGCAUUCUCCCUCCAGAGCUCCGGACACAGAACAUAUUUAACAGGUAAUUUCGGUACAAUGAUUACGUGCUAAGAAAAUUAAAAGAAAGGGAUAAAUACUCCUCUCUGUGCGUGUGUGUGAGACAGUAGGAGAGAGCUCAUAGCUUUAGUCAUGUAAAUAAAAUGAUAAAAUAUUUUUCUUUGUACAGAAAACAAUAAAAUCGAAGGAAAUAAUAAUAGUCCUUUUUCAUUGUAUUA
Messenger RNA from Hevea brasiliensis (rubber tree), 3918 nucleotides. RefSeq names its product probable serine/threonine protein kinase IRE4. The record is from RefSeq and is a predicted model, not a curated record. Gene Ontology annotation, biological process: intracellular signal transduction; peptidyl-serine phosphorylation. Lineage: Eukaryota; Viridiplantae; Streptophyta; Magnoliopsida; Malpighiales; Euphorbiaceae. Gene Ontology annotation, molecular function: ATP binding; protein serine/threonine kinase activity. The transcript has 19 exons. Bases 567 to 3722 code for a protein of 1051 amino acids.